Molecule: messenger RNA, 1976 nt
Organism: Ooceraea biroi (clonal raider ant)
Lineage: Eukaryota; Metazoa; Arthropoda; Insecta; Hymenoptera; Formicidae
Source: RefSeq, a predicted model, not a curated record
CGUAUGAUCAAGGCAGUAAAAGAUUCAUUGGUUUAUGUACGUUUCCUGGGCACACCGGCAUGGCAAAGAAAGCAUUGGUCAUUGCAUUAGCAGGAAUCACUACUCGAUGGAAGUAUGCUGUGGCAUAUUAUCUCACAAAUAAGACUGAUUUCGAAGCCAAACUAACAGACUGCAAUCCUACAGGAAAUGCAUUAAAAGAUAUUAUCAGUAAGAUUAUUGUAAAAGCUGAGAACAUUGGUCUGAAAGUUGCAGCUGUAAUUUCAGACAUGGGGUCUGACAAUGUCUUUGUGGAAAGCUUGGAAUGUUGGAUGCCAUCGAAACAGUGAAAUAAGAUGCAGCAUCCCUCAUCCAGCACGACCACAAGACAGAUUAUAUAUCAUACCUGAUCCUGUGCAUGUAUUUAAAAACAUCCGUUCCAUGUUGGAGAAUCAGGAAAUUAUUUCUUUGCCUCAGUCUAUUGUAGAGUCUCAAGGCCUUAGCCAUCCUUUUGUGGAAGUAAAACACAUAGAAGAAUUACUGCAUCACGAAAAAAAGUUUGAAUUUAAGAUUGCCAACAAAUUGAAAGAGUCUAGUCUCCGGGUAAAAAAUCACUUUUCCGCAAUGAAAGUGUCCACAGCAAGGUCCGUCAUUUGUCGAAGAACAGUAAUUGGCCUCAAUGUCUAUGCAAAGACAACAGCAAAUUCAAAACCUCUCACUACAGCUUUCUUUAUUUCUCUUGUACAGCAUUGGUUUGAUCUUGUCACCAACAGAAGUAGUAAGUUGGCUCUUAGUAAGAAAAAUGAGGAUGCAUAUAACAAAGCUAUUGAGCAUCUGCAAUUCACGGCGCACGUAUUCCAACAUAUGAAGAUUGGUACAAAAGGUCACUGGAAACCAGUCCAGACAGGACUACUCAUGGUAGUUGAAUGUCUACUGUUGCUGCAGAAUUAUUUUUUGAAUGAAGUUGGCCUCCCAUUUUUGUUACUUGGCCGCUUCACUCAGGAUUUUCUGGAAAAUCUUUUUUCUCUUUUGCGUUUCAGACAGCCUGUUCCUAAUGCUAUACAUCUGAAACAUAAUUUGAAAAUAAUUACCUUGUCACAGUUGUGCAAUAAUACCAAGAGAAACACCAACUAUGAGAGAGAUGUUGAUAAUACUGAAGUUGAAAACAUUAAGAACGAUUUCCUGCAGUAUUCUAAAACUUUAGUAAUCGCACGACAACGUGAAGAAAACUUAAAUGCAUUUUUCGAAACAUGUUCCAUUCAUGUACCACAGGUGACUGGUAAUCAGAUGCAUAGCAUUGAUACAUGGGAAUGGCCAAUAAUAUAUGACAUAGCUGGAUCAGUUGUGCAUAGUAUAAAAUGCACAAACAUGACCGUCUGUGAUAACUGUUUCACAAGUGUACUCUGGAAGGGUGAAGGGCAUCAUCCUUAUUCCUUUAUUGUUAAAAUGAGAAGUUACAAAGAAAAUAGUCUUCUAUGUGUAUCAGAUUCCUGUUUUAAAGCAAUUUUGAAGACUGAAAUCACCUUCCGAAAUUUGGCAGACACACUUAUUCAACUAAAAGAUAUGAACAUUGUGCAGUUUCUAACAGCAGAGGUACAAUAUGUCUGGAAAGGAGCAAAUAUACCUUUAUGCCAUAAUAUCAGAGUACCAAAAUCCUGAAGAGGUUUAUCACAAUGCGAUUGCGAAUACAUGGAUUAAACAGAGGAAAAGAAUGUGCUGAAAUGAACAUUGAACGUAGUUAUAACAGUAAGACUAUAGCCAGGUUUACUACUAUUAAUUGAUUCGAAACAUGCAAUAAACAUAAGUGCAAUAAAGGUAGUUUUAGCAAUGUGUAAUAAAAAUAAUGUUCCUUAUAACUACAGGAAUUGGUUGUUUAACUCGUUACAAAACAAAAGUUAUUUAAAUAAGUAUACACAAAUACAGAUUAAUUUUUUUUUAUUUCUUAUGAUGUCCAAAUAUUAAUGCAAGUCAUUGUAUGAUUAUAAUUUAAUAAAUAUACA